AUGAAAAAUGCCCAACCCUGUGACACGCCCGCAAGUAGCGAUUCAAAGUCGAGACAGGAAACUGCCCAGGAGAAGGAAUAUCGCUACAGGGAAGCAGCUGGAAGUUUACUGUACCUGUCUACCAGAACCAGACCAAAUAUCGCACAAGCGGUCAAUCUAGUUAGCAGGAAGGUCGAAAACCCCACUAGAGAAGACGUCACAAAAGUCAAGAUAAUAUUCAAAUAUUUAUUGGGAACCAAAGAGAAAGGCAUUUUGUUCAAACGAAACAAACCGAUGGAGAACAUUGAUGCUUACAGCGAUUCAGAUUAUGCUGGAGACCCAUUGACGCGAAGAAGCACUUCUGGCUCCGUGCUAAUGAUAGCCGAUGGACCAAUAUCAUGGGCAUCCAAGAGGCAGCCUAUAGUAGCGCUAUCGUCGACUGAAGCCGAGUACAUAGCCGCAGCAAACUGUUGCAAAGAGGCAUUGUAUCUCAAAUCUCUAUUACAAGAAAUAACCGGUUUGGACAUAAAAUUAAUUUGCAUGUUGAUAAUCAAAGUUCGAUUCAACUUG
Messenger RNA from Iphiclides podalirius (scarce swallowtail), 549 nucleotides. The record is from the annotation of a GenBank genome assembly. Lineage: Eukaryota; Metazoa; Arthropoda; Insecta; Lepidoptera; Papilionidae.